CAUUUUUACAAAGAAGUGAACGAAUAUUGCUCAAAUGAACGAAGUUCAUGAAGUGAACGAAUAUUGGUCAGCUUUAUACAUUUUGAGAGACACGGACUAUAAUCAAAGAGUCAAAUUGUGGUUACACGGGAGUAGUGAAAAGCGUCUGUGGCGUCCGCGGCGGGACAAAUCGUCGAAGCUUCUUUGGAUCCGGACUCUUUGGUGGAGUAAGAGAAUUCAUUCUCGAUUGCAUGUUGUUAUACGUUUUAGACGCGUGUAAAUUGGACGCUUUGCUGUGGGAUGUACGUAUGAAGUUAAACUAGAAUCCAAUUUGAUAUUGCUAUGCAGGCAAGAUUUUAUAAAUAAUUUCGAUGAUAUCAGAUUAUUUGUGGAGUUCAGUUAAAUCGCCCACUGUAAGUUUGUUGUCACAGUUUUCAUUUCAAAGGCCAAAUUAAGUGUGGAAAGAUUUGAAAUUGGAACCCCAGAGGGAUGUGUAAUGGUAAUAUUUGAGUGUUGACCUCACCUGUCAUUUAUAGGCACCUACAGGAUAACAAGUGAUAUUAAAGACCCUUUGCAAAGCAUAUUUGGUCAGUCAUGUUAAUUAGAAUGGUGUGUCUUGCGUAAACUUUGUCUUGAGAUUAUGCUGGGAACAUAGUUGUAAUAUAAUUGGAAAGUGCUUCUAUUUACAUUAUAUUUUGCAGUUCUAAAGCACAAAAAGAGACGCCACCAUGGAGUCAAAUGAUGAACAUGACUCUCCUGGUGCAGAUAAUG
Messenger RNA from Gryllus bimaculatus (two-spotted cricket), 750 nucleotides. Lineage: Eukaryota; Metazoa; Arthropoda; Insecta; Orthoptera; Gryllidae. The record is from the annotation of a GenBank genome assembly.